Molecule: messenger RNA, 981 nt
Organism: Cooperia oncophora
Lineage: Eukaryota; Metazoa; Nematoda; Chromadorea; Rhabditida; Trichostrongylidae
Source: the annotation of a GenBank genome assembly
CCAUCAAUUUUACUAACUUGUACCUCCCAAACGAGAGCAAUCCUUCACACCACUGAUUCAGAUAGUUUCUCUGUAUGGGGACGUGGCAUCAACAAUGAAGGGAUCAGAGUUGGCGAAACGGUGCCCGUUCAUGUCGAUAUCAAGGGUCCUUCAGAUGAAGUUGCAGACGACUUGCAUGUUCGGGUCUUCACAGAUGAUGGUGUCGAGGUGCCAGUAAAGCAACAGAAUAAAGGAACGCGUUCUUCUUUUAUCUACACACCAACAACGGUUGGAGGACACAGUGUACAUGUGACAAACAAAACCGAACCUAUUGGACAAAGCCCAUAUAAGGUUGAAAUUUGGCCGUCGACAAAGUCUCGAGUGCGCGCUUUCGGACCAGGCUUGGAGGGAGGGGUCGUCGAUCAACUGAGCGUUUUCGGUGUUGAGACCAAUGGUGAUGCUGAUAGAUUGGGUAUGGUCUACAUGAACUUAGAGAACCUCUACGUUUCCAAGGAGAAUAUUCUGACGUUUUCAGCAUUUUCGAUUGAGGGACCAAGUAAAACAGAUAUCGUUUGUCAAGACCAUGGGAAAGGUGCCGCUCUCGUUUCCUACACGCCCAAGGAGCCAGGAAUCUACAAGGUCAAUGUCCUAGCAGGUGGCGAACACAUAGCCGAAUCUCCGUUCGUAUUGAAGGUUGAGCCACCGAUUGCCGGUUUCCACCCAUCGGCAGCACAGCUUACCGGCCUUGAUCAUGAUAUCAGUUUCAUCCCUGGCAAACCAGCGUCAUUCCGAAUUGACACUCGACACACUGGAGCAAGCGAUGAGGCUCCAUCAGUUGAAAUAUUAGAUAAGGAUCUAACUCACGUCCCUCUCAGCGGCUCUCAAAUUGAUCGUGGAAUCUAUGGCUACAGUUUUGUUCCUAAAUCUCCCGGAAAACAUCAUAUCAGCGCCAGCCUAAACGGUGUUGCAAUACCUGGUUCGCCAUUCCCGGUAAGUUAUUGA